AUGUCCAUCACGACGCGGGCUGCGGGCUCCAGAAAGCACCAUUUUCAGUGCCUGCUGCACACAGAGGCUGCCCCUGGGCCUCCCACAGCCUUCGUUCAGAGGCCUCCUUCAGCGUUCAGAGUGCGGCGCCAGCCUCCCUGGGUUCCGCGUCUCUCCCCUCGCUCUGCUCUGCACGGCCCCGGAGCCGCCCUUCCAAAACUCACCGCGGACCAGGUCCCCAAGCUCCCCGCUCUGAGCUCCCCGGAAAAUCCUCAGCCCGAAGCCUUUCAGAACCCAGACAGUCUGGGCCUCCUCCUCCGCAGCACCCCCAGUCCCCCGCGGCCCUUCCGCACGGUCCGGCUUCGCUUCGCGCUGCGCCUGCGGCCCGCUGGCCACCUCUGCACGGUUGCUGCGGGCCCCUGUCCUCUCCCUCGACGGGCAGGCCCAGCUGCCAGCUUCCAAGUCCUGGCGGCGAGGCCGAGGCCUACGGAGCUAGGCCUGGCACACAGCGGGGGCGCGGCCCGGAGAAGGGCAGCGUGCGGGAGCGGGCCGAGGCGGCGAGCUCCAAGCGCUCUCCCGGCACGAGCACAGCACGAACGAGGCGCGAAGCGGGAGAGCACAGGGACAGCGCGGCACAGCAGGGGCGAGCCCAGCUGGAGGAGUGCCAGCGAGGAAGCAGUGGAGAAGCCGGAGAGGCGGCCAGGCGGGCACAGAGCCUACAGCUGGCACGGGAGCUUCCCGUAUGCGACCCAGCCCUUGGCUCUUGUGUCUGGGGCCCCAGGGGCCCCUCUGGGAGCGGGGCAGGCGCGGGUCGGGGGGCCUGGCUCCGUCUCUCUCCCGUCUCCAGCAACCUCCCGGGGAACCCCUCGGCCUGCUCUGCUCCCACUGCCUUCCGUCCUGGGGAGCCAAGGUGCACCUGGUGCCACCGGGAAGGCCUUGGCAUGGCCAUGCCAGGCACUGUCCCCCCAUGCCACCAUUGCUGUACCACAGCCAUGCCCCAGCCACCCGGCCACCCGGCCACACAGAAACAAACGUGGGGCACAGCUGCUCACAGCACCUCCUGCACGGGUGGCCCGGGCGCGGGCUGCUGUGCAUGACCUUCGCACACAGAGCCCGCUCUGUCUGGCUCCUGCUCCGGGGCCAUGGCCUCUCAGUCUCCCGAGAGCCUGUUCUGCCCCCUGGUGGCCACUCCCCAAGCCCCUGCCCCUCUCAAGGACUCGCCCUCUUCCUUCUUGGCCUGGCCCCUGCCACAGCAGCUCCUGGCUGCCUGCACUCUUCCCUCAGAGCACGCUGCCGGAGCAGACGCUGAGGAGCCCCGGCCCAGCCUGCCCACUAAGGCUGGUGUGGGCAGCAAGGGCUUCUUGAGGUGACCAACUGUUGCCCUUCACUUGAGACAGGGGUUUCUCAAGUCUUGAGAUAUUCCGUGCUAACACUGAGCAAGUUCAAGGAAAAUCAGGAGCGGUCGGAGACCGAAGCUUGUCCCAGGCCAGCGCCCCAGCCUGAUCCUGCCGCACAGCCCUCACAGACCCACUGACCUUCAGGGUGGCCUUUCUCGUCAGAGUGGCGCCCUCAGAUAAGGGCCCUCCCACCUCCUCAGACCUACCUUACCUCCGAGGAGAGGCAGAAGUGGGGAGAGUACCCCCAAUUCUUCUGUCUCCUCUGACCACCCCCCCCCAGAAGGCAUCUCUGGAUGUGCGGGCCUCAGGAGGAGCAGACCCCAGACGCAGGGUACACAGCUUAGAUCCAGAGCCACGCGUUCUGUCCUUCCACGUGAGAACGAACCUAUGAGGUAGCGAGCCCCCUUGCUCUGGGCAGUUCUGGGGACCACAGGUUGCCCAGGAGGAGGUCCUGCCCUCUGGCCCCUCUGGCUGACUGACGGGAGGAGGGCCUCCUGCUGACAGCCCACAGCCUGGGAGUGGGGAUGAAGGGCAGGCAGGUGGCCGAGAGGGGGCAGCAGAAUCUAGGACAGCCUGUGGCUCAGGCCGGAGAAGAGCUGCGGCACGGGCAGGGGCUCUGGAUUGGGGUGGGAACACAGAGAAAGAGGCAAGGAAAGAAGGAACGAUGGAGUCAGGGAGGCGGGCUCAAGGCGGGGUGGAGGUGGAGAUGGAGGUGCUUGUAGAGAGACAGAGAAACACGGAGAGACAGAGAAACAGAGACAGAGGAAGCAACAGGAAGGCGAAAAUGGAAGACUGACAGACCCGGAAGAGAGAUGCACACAGACCAGGCUGGAGACAGCGAGCCACAGACAAAGCAGAAGCACAGAGGGGAGAGGGGAUGAGAAGUGGAGACAUACCUGCAACAGUGACGAGGUGAGAGACUGGGAAGAUACGAAGAUAAAGACCAGGGCAAAGGUACUCAGAGAGGAAUGGGAUGGAAAGAGACCCGAUGCCGAGAUGUGAGUGAUCUCAGUAAGGACAGGGACAGAGGCAUCUGGAGUGGUGAGAACGGCCACGGCCACGCUGAGGACAGGCAGGGUGACCAGGGCGCGGCCAGAACAGACACUGGGAGCGUUUCCCACCUGAGGAAAGCAAACAGAACUAGUGGUCUGUAAGGCCGACCGCAGGGCCACUGUGCACUUCGGCUCGGGGUCCAAACUCUCUCCCUAGGUCUCUCUGUAGUGUGUUAAUCCCCUGGGUUCUGUCUCAGUUGCAGGAACCGAUGUCUUGGCUGAGCGUGGCGAUGCGCACCUGUAAUCCUAGCACUUGGGAGGCUGAGGCAAGAUGAUUGCUAUGAAUUCAAGGCCAGCCUGAGCUACAUACCCCCAGAACCACCAUAGGGAAGGGAUGUGGAGGGACAGUAGCCAACGGAGGACAGCAGACGUCAGCCGGGAACCUCCAAGGUAGGCGUCCUCAGUGAGGCAGAGGAGCCGGGCCUCGCAAGCGUGAAGGGCAGAUAAACACCCCUGCUGCCCGCUGCCCACCUGGGCUCAGCACAGAGCUGGGUCCCUCUUGAGUUUGGGCGCAGGGGAUACCCCAGUCCUCCCCUCCAUAGGUCUCCAGGGCUCCAGCAGGCCUGCUCCCUUCACCCCCUCCUCCCCAGGCCUCGCCUCAUUGCUUUCCCAUGUUGCUAAGAGGUCAGAUUGCUGACGCCCAAGACCUGGGCGGGCGGUGCGUGGGUCAAGGCUGACCAAGGCUCUCAAGGCAGGAAGGCAGCCCAGGCCAAAGGCCCUCCAACUUCCGCCCACCCACCCCAAGACAGAGAAGUGCGGGGUUCUGACACGGCCAGGAACAGCGUCUUGGCAAGAGCUGGCGAUCCUUCAUUCUCUCUGCUCCUCCCGGACCUGCAGGACGGCUUCUGUCCGGAGCCUCAUCUCAAGGGAUCAAACAGGCAGAACUGGGGGUCCAGGGAGCAGAGGAAGAUCAAUGGGCACAUUUCAAGGUGUCCGCUCGGGAGCCUCCCCCGUGAACACAGCCACACACUCCCACAGCUGGGCUCUUCAGCUUGAAAAGCCGCAGGCCUCCCCGACACCAGGCCUUUGUCUCCCGCAAGUCUCCCACCUGGAGCACCCUCUGCCCUGCGCCUGGAGGACAGCCACCACCUCCCUUCUGCGGCUUCUCACUGGGCCCAGCUCAGGGACUGCCCUCCAGGCCUGACUCAUCAGUGCUCCAAGCACUUCCUUGGGCAAGGUCCCAGGGGGGCCUGGGAAGGCCAGGGGGCGCAUCUGCCCUCAGAGCCGGUCUGAGGAGAGGGGUGCGAGCGGGGGUGGGAAGGCGUGGGGGGUGUGCUGAGCACCUGCUCUGGGGGCGUGCACCGGGCUGGAGGCCUAGAGCAAGGCCAACCCUGGUGUGGGGCUGGAGCUCUGGCGACCCCGCGCCCCCACUCCCAGGUCAGAGGGUUUGCCACGUAGGCCCAGCCCCGGGGCACUCUCAGCUAAGGAGUCUCGGAGAGGUGGCUUCCAUGAGGUAGGCUGGAGCUAAGUAGGGCCGGAGCAGCCAGGAGAAACAGAGGGACCUUGACCCCAAUUUGGAGACUGGAGCUGGACCAACGCCUGGCCACCUUGUAAACCAAAACCCUGCCGGCCCCUCUGCAGCUCCGCACUGAGUCUUAACUGUACUGUAAUCGAAACCUGGCGUCAGCCCUGCCCUCUGCAAUUCCAGGCCUUGAAUGCCGGUCCAAGCCCCAGUCAUUCUCCACGCAGCCUCCUCCUUCAGGCAGCCUACCCUGCCUGCCCAGGUCCAGGGCACCGUGCUCAGAGCCCCCGGGAGCCCGAGGCCCAACCUGCUGCCCCUCACUGUGUCUCCUGAACAGCAGCGCGAGCAUGCAUGCGCACGCACACACACCUGCCCCACAGGCGAUGCCAGGUGGCCCCCACCUUCUUCGUUUCUGCCUGGAAGGUAGCUCUGCAGAUGGUCUUCAGCAAGACCCCUGGCUUGCCCAGAGCUUCAGCGGCCUCCAGGACUGACUGAAGACGCUGUGUGGGAACAGUCCCCACUGGCAUCUCCUUUCCCACAAGUCCGCUCCCGGCUGCACUCUCCAGGGAAGCCCAACUCCACAGGAAGUGGAGAGCACUUCCCGCGCC
Messenger RNA from Chinchilla lanigera (long-tailed chinchilla), 4498 nucleotides. RefSeq names its product translation initiation factor IF-2-like. NCBI's taxonomy places the organism in Eukaryota, Metazoa, Chordata, Mammalia, Rodentia, Chinchillidae. The record is from RefSeq and is a predicted model, not a curated record.